GCAUUUACCCAGCUCUAUCAUGUUUUCAUCACUUCAAGGCUUUUUAGAAGCUGAAAUUAUUGCAAGUAUGGCUGUCAUGACAUUACUGAAGCGGACCGGAAACCAAAUCCAUAUACAACAACACGGAGACAGAUCUACAGCUUCGAAACAGCCCUCCCCCCGGCCUCCAACAACGCCGAAGCCUCCUCGACCAUCUCCUCGACAAUCUUCCCCGCAGGCAACCGUUCCCUCACAAGCCCCGCAACCUUACCCAUAAGGAACGGAUGCGCAUUAUCCAACACCUCAUCAUCAUCCUUCUUCGUUUCCAUAUCAUGCGCGAGCGGGAUAAUCCCCCUCCCCUGCAGCUCCUGCAUCUCCUGCUUGCGCUCUUCCUCCCACCGCCGGAUAUACGGCGUCGCCUGGGUAUUCAGCGGGCGGCCGCUGAAGAUAGUCGUGCGGAUGAUGUCGUCGAAGCCCGCGUCUUGGAGGGCUUUCUGGUGCACGCGUGAUGCGCCGGAUUCCUCGGACAGGAUGAAGCGUGUUCCUACCCACACGGCGCCGGCGCCCAGCAUGAUCGCUGCUGCGAGAGACUGGCCGUUGAACAUGCCUCCCGCCGCGACGAGGGCGACCUGGCGUUUCGUGAAGGGGCUGAUUUUCCCCUGGAGAACUUCCGCUACGGCGGGGAUCAGGACGACAGUGGGGAUGUCGCCUGUGUGGCCUCCGCCUUCACCACCUUGUGCGCAGAUGAGGUCCGCCCCAACCUCGACAGCCUUGAGUGCAUGUUUAGGGUGCCCGAUCAUGUUCAUGUAAAGGACGCCGCCCUGGUGGAGGCGGUCGACAGCCCAUUUCGGUGGGACACCGACUGCGCAGACGAAGAGUUUCGCACCGCUUUCGAUGAUGAUCUCGAUGAGCUCGCCGAGUUUGCCGUGCGAGUAGUCAUAGCUGACAUGUGUUAGCGAUGAAUCGAUGGGAAGGAACCUGAAAUUCGAUUUGCGACAUACUUGGUCUUGCGCGCGUUACCGCCGACUUUCGGGAUGAGGAGGUCGACGCCGAAAGGCGCGUUCUUGUCGAUCAGGUAGCUCUUCAGUUCGUUGAGCGCUUCGCGGAGAAGUUCAGGGGUGUACUGCACGCCGCCGAUCACUCCCAGACCUCCGCCGUUGGUCACGGCUGCAGCGAGUUUUGGGGACGCGACAUUGAACAUGCCUGCCAGGAGGACUGGGUGGCGGACACCCAGGAUCUCCGUGACAUUCGUACGGAUUUGCUCUGCAGAGGUUAGUUUGGGUAAUUCGAGAAUCAAGGCAUCCAGAGAUACUCCGUUCUCCGUUGGUGCGGUGACAUACUGCUAGGAGCCAUUUUGCGACGAAAGGAAAUACGACUUGAAAAGAAGAACAAAAGAAACACUUUUGCCCAACAUAAUCAACAUAAUGCACAAAAGGGCAUAUAUACUCAUUUUGCACGGCGCCCAGGGCGACGGAGUAUACACGAGCUUUGCAGCCUCCUUCCCCGCGCUGGACUUCCCGAGUACCGAGAAACCAUUCGGUCAUGACUCCACCGGGCGUGCCAUCUGAGAGGGCGGGCUCGCCUCGGUAACAUGGUACAGCGGCGGAACUACGUACAAAAGCCGGACGAAGCACAUGGAUUUCUGGACAGAUCCUGAUAGAUCCUGCUCCUGAUCCGACGGCUCGUCACGCCGAGAAGUCCAUUCUAAUCUCCUAGUCUCCUAGCUAUCUUCAACCCUCCACCCGGAGAAAAAGAAAAGAAGAAAGGAUUACUAUGCCACGCACCUCAGAAAUCCCCGUCCUCGUCGGGAUCGGCGACAUCAACGACCGCGACUCCAAGGGUCGCGACGAUGCCGCCGAACCGUUGACGCUCAUGCUGCGCGCGAUCGGCGCCGCUAUCCAAGAUACCACGCUUGCGCCGGACGCCGCGCGCAAACUGCAAGCUGCGAUUGAGAGCGUUGCCGUCGUCGCGAACUGGACGUGGCCGUAUCCGAAUGCGCCGGGGCUUGUCGUACAGAGGCUGGGGUUGCCGGGUUCCGUGCAUACAGUUGAGAGUCACCAUGGUGGGGAUUCUCCGGGGCAGUUGGUUGAUGAGGCGGCGAGGAGGGUUGCGUAUGGGAAGAGUAGGGUUGCGGUUGUUACUGGGGCUGAGGCGUUGGCUUCGCGUUUGUUGUCCCCUUCCUUGAUUUGGAGAGUGUGUUGUGGUGCUAACGGUAGUUAUCUAGUGGAAUCAUUCAAGAAGGCAAAAAAAUUCCCGCCUCCGCAUUGGACGAAGCUUGACGACCAUAGUUCGCCCUGGGAUAGAAAGCGGCCAGAGGACGUGGGCACGCGCCAUUUCCUCGGCGCCCCAAUCCAAGUAUACCCGCUGUACGAAGCCGCCUUCAGAGCGCACCUCCAGCAGAAAUUACCCGACAACCAUAAAGAGUCCGCAGAUCUCUACGCGGAGUUUGCGCAGAUCGCUGCGAAGUCACCGUAUUCUUGGUCCUAUGGGAAGGAGCCGGAGACGGCGCAGUCGAUUGGGACUGUGACGAAGCGGAAUCGAUUGAUUUGCUCGCCUUAUCCCCUUCUCAUGAAUGCGUUCAACACGGUCAACCUCGCCGCAGCAUGCAUUAUCACGACGACAACGUUCGCAAAGGAGCUAGGUAUCCCCGAGUCGAAAUGGAUAUACCCACUUGGAGGCGCAGGUACAAGUGAUAGCGCUCGGUUCUGGGAACGACCGUUCUUCCACCAGAGCCGCAGCCUCACUCAAUCGCUCGACGCUGCCUUAAAAGCAUCGAACCUGCGAGCGGAAGAAAUUGAGCUCUUCGACUUUUACUCAUGCUUCCCCAUCGUUCCCAAACUCGCCGCCCAUCACCUCAACCUGCCCCUCCACGGUCCCAAGCCCCUCACAGUCCUGGGCGGCUUGACGUCGUUUGGUGGCGCGGGGAAUAACUAUUCUAUGCACGCAAUAACCGAAAUAACCCGCCAACUCCGCACAAAAAAUCAAGGGAAGCCAGUGCACGGCCUCGUCCUCGCAAACGGCGGCGUGCUCUCAUACCACCACACCGUUAUCCUCUCAACGCAGCCGCGAGCUGAUUCAACGUAUCCGCCAUGGAACCCGCUGCCUUCGAGGGUUGAUGAGGAGCAUCCGGUUAUUGAGGAGAGUGCGAAUGGGGGUGGUGUUAUUGAGACAUACACAGUCCAAUUCGGCCGCGACGGCUCCCCCGUGCUCGGCUUCGUAAUCGGCCGCCUCGACUCCGGCCACCGGUUCGUUGCAAACGUCGAGGAUCCGUAUACUUUACAGCAACUCUCUGGCGAAACGGAGCAGGUGGGGAAGCGGGGGAGUGUUGCGGAUGAAGGGGGGAGGAAUUUGUUUGUUUUCGAGCAGGCGAAGAUAUGAUAUAACCUUGGACCGCCACCACCACCAACCAUUAACGGGUUAGUACGGAUAUAGGCUAUAAACAAAUGAAUAAUAUAUAUAUAUAUAUUUGAGA
Molecule: messenger RNA, 3451 nt
Organism: Aspergillus calidoustus
Lineage: Eukaryota; Fungi; Ascomycota; Eurotiomycetes; Eurotiales; Aspergillaceae
Source: the annotation of a GenBank genome assembly